Lathyrus oleraceus (garden pea) is the source of this 891-nucleotide messenger RNA. RefSeq lists its product as uncharacterized. The coding region runs from base 1 to 891 and encodes 296 amino acids. Lineage: Eukaryota; Viridiplantae; Streptophyta; Magnoliopsida; Fabales; Fabaceae. The record is from RefSeq and is a predicted model, not a curated record. The transcript is spliced from 2 exons.
AUGCAAGUUUUCCCAGAUCAUAUUCUUGGGGACCUUGAAGAAAAAAUUAAUCAACACCGGGACAUUGAGGAAGUCAAUAAAAAGAAGAAAGGAAAAAAGCAGAAAAAGGUUGCGUCUUCUGGUGCACCAGUAGCGUCUAGAUCUGGAAUGCCCAAAGAGAACAAUGUUGAGAAGCCAAGGAAAAAGGCCAGAAAGGACAAGAAGCCCAAACAAGUGAACACUAGUGGCGUGCCUGAGGGAGAGACUACUAGGAAAAAUGAAAAAGAAGAGAGAAGUGUUGUUGAAGAGAGUCAUGAUGAGGAUGAGAGAACAUUAAAGGAAUUGUUGACACAAGUUGCCAAGGACAAAAAGGAGAUGAUGGUUGGCGCAUCUGUAAGGGUGCAAGAUAAAAAGAGCAUUGAAGAAGAAGAAGAAAAAGUUGGUGAUAAUAAAGAGGAAGUGCAAGAUGAUAAAAUUCAUGAAGAGGAGAAUGAGGAUGAAAAGAUUGACGAUGAUACUGGUAGUGAGAAGGAUGCAAAUGAAGAGGUAGGAAAUGACUUGAAUGGCCAGUGGGAGGGUUGGACCAUUGCGAAAGAGGAAGGGAAAGUUGUUAAGGAAGAGAAGGAUUCAAUUGAAGACUCACACAAAUUUGAGUCUGAAGAAGAAUCUAAGGAGGAGAUGAAUUCUGAUGUGACAUAUGUUGUCACUCUGGAAAAAGUAAAGAAACCAGUGAAGGAUAGCACUCCUGCUCCAGCAAAGGUUGCACAAAAUAAGAAAUCCCCUACCAAAGCUGUCUCUGAGGCACCAAAUACUUCAAAGAAAGAACCUCUGCCAGAGCGUACCCAAAAGGAGGCUAGAAAGAAGAAGAAGGAAUAUCAUGCUUUGAGGAAGAGUAACAUGCUUAAUGCUUAG